This is a messenger RNA of Notothenia coriiceps (black rockcod), 1013 nucleotides long. RefSeq names its product tankyrase-1-like. NCBI's taxonomy places the organism in Eukaryota, Metazoa, Chordata, Actinopteri, Perciformes, Nototheniidae. The transcript has 6 exons. Gene Ontology annotation, molecular function: protein binding. The record is from RefSeq and is a predicted model, not a curated record. The coding region runs from base 206 to 850 and encodes 214 amino acids.
CCUCCCCUCUACCUCCUCCCCUCUACUUCCUCCCCUCUACUUCCUCCCCUCUGUCUAGCACGUGGAUAUCGCCGCCCUGCUGAUCAAGUUCAACACCUGCGUCAACGCCACAGACAAGUGGGCGUUCACUCCCCUCCAUGAGGCGGCGCAGAAGGGGCGGACGCAGCUCUGCGCUCUGCUGCUGGCCCAUGGAGCCGACCCCACCAUGAAGAACCAGGAGGUGCAGACGCCGCUCGACUUAGCAACGGCUGAUGACAUCAGAGCGUUGUUGAUUGACGCCAUGCCUCCCGAUGCCCUGCCCAGCUGUUUGAAGCCCCAGGCCACUGUGGUGAGUGCUAGUGUGGGGGGUGCAGGUGCGGCAGGGGGCGUUUCUCCGUCUCCAUCCCCCUCCUGCCUGUCUGCUGCCAGCAGCCUCGACAACCUGACCACGUCCCUCAGUGACCUCACUGUGGGCGGGGCCACCGGACCAGCUGAUGGAGCGUCUGGGUCGGACAGGAAGGAAGGAGAAACUCUGCUCGAUAUGACCAUCAACCAGUUCCUGAAGAGCCUCGGGCUGGAACACCUCAGAGAAACCUUCCAGCGGGAACAGAUUUCGCUGGACGUGCUGGCAGACAUGGGUCACGAGGAGCUGAAGGAGAUUGGCAUCAACGCUUACGGUCACAGACACAAACUCAUCAAGGGCAUCGAGAGGCUGCUGGGAGGCCAGCAAGGUGCAAACCCGUACCUGACGUUCCACUGCUCCAGCCAGGGCACCGUGCUCAUCGACCUGGCAACGGACGACAAGGAGUUCCAGUCUGUGGAGGAAGAAGUACGAACACGCACUACCAUCACUACAUUCAUGAGUCUAUAGCAGUCUGGUCAUUGAAGUUCUGGUAAAGGAGACGUUGUCAACUCCUGCUCCUCUGACUACAUUUCCCUCUAAAUGAAAGCGGUAACUGAGGUAGACAGCAGACAUCACUCUGAAUGUUUGUGAAAUGAAUGAGCACCGUCAGAUGCUAACAGGUGAUUUAAAC